Papaver somniferum (opium poppy) is the source of this 1752-nucleotide messenger RNA. RefSeq lists its product as uncharacterized. The coding region runs from base 1 to 1752 and encodes 583 amino acids. The record is from RefSeq and is a predicted model, not a curated record. The transcript has a single exon. Lineage: Eukaryota; Viridiplantae; Streptophyta; Magnoliopsida; Ranunculales; Papaveraceae.
AUGACUGGUCCAACUAUCAAAGAUGUAGAUACCACCACCCGUGAACUAUCUCAACUGAUGAAGAAUCUUACAGAUCUACACACCCGUGAUGCAACAGAGCGUAAGGAAGCUGCUCUAAGACAAGAUACCUUACUUGAUUCUUUGGUUAAAAUCUCUGAGGAAAACCAAGCAAAGUUUAACGCACUUAUUCAAGUUCUAUCUAAAACACCACCAGAUCCACCUGAACCUAAUUCUGAAGAAGGUUCAAAUAAUACCCAUCGAAAGAAUCCUUUCAAUACCUUCUCUAAAAUUCAUAAACUAGACUUCCCUAGAUUUUCUGGUGACAAUCCUCGUAGCUGGAUCCGCAAGUGUGAAAGAUUUUUUCAGAUCCAUUCCACUUCUGAUGAGCAAAAGACUGAAAUUGCUUCUUUAUACUUGGAUGGCAAAGCUGAUUCAUGGUUUCUGGACUUCCUUACUGGUAAAACAUUCAUCUCUUGGCCUGUUUUUGUAGAAGCUAUUUGUAGUCGUUUUGAGGAUCUUGGAAAUGAUAAUUAUGUGGGUUUUUUUAACAAGUUAUCUCUACUUAAUUCUGUUGAAGAAUAUUUUGAGCAAUUUGAGCAGCUAAAAGCGUUAAUGUUGAGUAAAAAUCCUCACCUUACUGAAGAUUACUUUGUGUUGAGCUUCAUUAGUGGAUUAAAGGAUGUUUCAAAGAGUUCUGUGCAGAUUCACAAACCGACCACCCUUGCUCAAGCAUUUUAUUUGGAUAGACUACAAGAACUUGCUCUCUCAUCACAAUCCUCAACCUCCAAAACCAUUCCAUCUAAACCAACACCAACCACCUUCACUUACACCAAAUUUACACCACCAAGACCACCUACAGUUCCUUCCACAAUGGGUGUUUCUCCUUCUAAACCUAUCCCUCAAAAUUCUACACUACCACCUAAAACCCCUUAUGUACCCCCAAUCAGAAGACUCACUUAUGAGCAAAUGAGUAAAAGAAGAACACAAGGGCUUUGUUUAAAUUGUGAUGAAAAAUACCAACCAGGCCAUAGAUGUAAAUCCCAACAAUUAUUUAUGAUGGUAGCUGUCCAUGAAGAAGAUGAUCUGGAACCUUCACCUCCUCAAGCUCCUAGUGAAGACCAAUUGAUUGACUCAGAUAUGGAGAUUUCUCUCCAUGCCCUUACUGGAAAUGUCAAUCCUGACACCAUUAGGAUCCCAGGAUUCAUCAAGAAAAGAGCCAUCACUGUCCUAGUGGACACAUGUAGUACUCAUAGUUUCAUUGAUACUGCUCUAGCAACUCAAUUGGGCUGUGAAGUUCAACCAACUGCUCACAUGUUGGUCACUGUGGCCAAUGGAGCUAGGACCAAAAGAACUGAUAUCUGUCCACAACUACAAUGGACAAUGCAACAACAACAAUUUGCUACAUAUUUAAGAUUAAUUCCUUUGGGAGGGUGUGAUAUACUUUUGGGUGCUGAUUGGUUGAGAACUCUUGGUGAUGUCACUUUUAAUCUGGCCAAGCUAUCUAUUUAUUUUCUUCACAAGGGUCAAGUAAUAACUCUACAAGGUACUUCUACUAAACCCACAAUCAUGCUACUUAGUGGUAAUGCUAUGAAAAAUUUUAUCAAGAAAAAUACUCCCGCUCUAGUAGGACAAUUCUUUUCUAUUACAAUGACUCAUCCACCUGCUACAAUACCUACACCAAUUCAGGAGUUGCUCAACAAAUUUUCUGAUGUUUUUGAGGAACCAACACAAUUACCACCACCAAGAUUCUAG